This is a messenger RNA of Dictyostelium discoideum AX4, 2982 nucleotides long. RefSeq names its product glycogen phosphorylase 2 (gene glpD). The transcript has 3 exons. Gene Ontology annotation, biological process: carbohydrate metabolic process; glycogen catabolic process; response to cAMP. Bases 1 to 2982 code for a protein of 993 amino acids. The record is from RefSeq and is a predicted model, not a curated record. Gene Ontology annotation, molecular function: pyridoxal phosphate binding; glycogen phosphorylase activity; 1,4-alpha-oligoglucan phosphorylase activity. Lineage: Eukaryota; Evosea; Eumycetozoa; Dictyosteliales; Dictyosteliaceae.
AUGGAAGAAAAAAGAAGUACCAAUUCUCCUGGCUUUGAUAAACCAAAAUUAAAUAGAUCAGGAUCAAUUACAUCUGCAACCAGUCACCCACCAAGAUCAAAUUCCAACCCAAAGUUGGUUGCAAAACAUCAACAGCAACUUUAUGAAGAAUCAAAAAAUAAAAGAAAUCAAGAACAACAAAAUCAACAACCUCAACAACAACAACAAAAACAAACAUCAAAUCAAUCAGAAGAUCCUGCUACUCAAUUAUCUUCAUUGAAAUUUGAAAGUGAUAAAGAAAAAGAACAAGCUUUACUUUGGGCUUUCUUGGCAAGCUAUCUUCCAGAGGAUAAGGGUUCACUUCAAAAAGAAUUUGUUAAACAUGUUGAAUAUACUUUGGCUCAAACCAAGAGUGAAUGUACUGAUUUCUCAAGUUUCCAAGCACUUUCAUAUUGUACCAGGGAUAGACUCAUUGAGAGAUGGAAGGAUACCAAACUUUUCUUUAAACAAAAGAAUGUUAAACAAGUAAACUAUAUGUCUUUGGAAUUUUUAUUGGGUAGAUCUCUUCAAAACUCUCUUAGUGCAUUGGGCUUAGUUGGUAAAUAUUCUGAUGCUUUAAUGGACUUGGGUUUCAAACUUGAAGAUCUCUAUGAUGAAGAAAGAGAUGCAGGUUUAGGUAAUGGUGGUCUUGGUCGUUUAGCUGCAUGUUUUAUGGAUUCAUUAGCAACUUGUAAUUUUCCAGGAUAUGGCUAUGGUUUACGUUAUAAAUUUGGUAUGUUUUAUCAAACAUUAGUUGAUGGUGAACAAGUUGAAUUACCAGAUUAUUGGUUAAAUUAUGGAUCACCAUGGGAAAUUGAACGUUUGGAUGUUAGCUAUCCAAUUAAUUUCUAUGGUAAAGUUAGUGAAGUUGAAGAUGAAAAUGGCAAAAAAGUUAUGAAAUGGGAUCAAGGUGAACAAAUGUUAGCCGUUGCCUAUGAUUAUCCAAUUCCGGGUUUUAAAACUUAUAAUACUGUUGCAAUUAGACUUUGGAGUUCAAAACCAUCUGAUGAAUUUAAUCUUGAUUCAUUUAAUCGUGGUGAUUAUUUGGGUGCCAUUGAAGAGAAGGAGAAAUCUGAAAACAUUACCAAUGUCCUCUAUCCAAAUGAUAAUACUAUGCAAGGUAAAGAAUUACGUCUUAAACAACAAUAUUUGUUUGUUUCUGCAACCAUUCAAGAUAUUAUCUCUCAAUUCAAAGAAACUGGUAAACCAUUUUCAGAGUUUCACAAUUUCCAUGCCAUUCAAUUGAAUGAUACUCAUCCAACACUUGGUAUUCCAGAGCUAAUGAGAAUUCUCAUUGAUGAAGAGAAAAAGAGUUGGGAUGAAGCUUGGGAUAUUACAACAAAGACCUUCUCAUAUACCAAUCAUACCGUUCUUCCUGAAGCAUUGGAGAAAUGGAGCGUUUCAAUGGUUGAAAAUGUUUUACCAAGACAUAUAAUGAUUAUCUAUGAAAUCAAUGAAAGAUUCUUAAAACUUGUUGACCAAAAAUGGCCAGGUGAUAUGUCAAAGAGAAGAGCUCUAUCAAUCAUUGAUGAAUCUGAUGGUAAAUUCAUUCGUAUGGCAUUUUUGGCAAUCGUUGGCUCUCAUACAAUUAAUGGUGUUGCUUAUCUUCAUUCAGAAUUGGUAAAACAUGAUGUAUUCCCAUUGUUUUAUGAAAUCUGGCCAAACAAAUUCCAAAAUAAAACCAAUGGUGUCACUCCAAGACGUUGGAUUCAACAAUCAAAUCCUCAACUUGCUGAACUUAUUACUCGUUCCUUAAACUCUGACAGAUGGUUGGUAAAUUUGGAUAUCAUUAAAGAUUUGGUUCAUUUGGCUGAUAAUUCUUCAUUUCAAAAAGAAUGGAUGGAAAUUAAACGUAACAAUAAGAUUCGUUUGGCCAAAUAUAUUGAAAAGAGAUGCGAUAUUCAAGUUAAUGUUGAUGUAUUAUUCGAUGUUCAAGUUAAACGUUUCCAUGAAUAUAAACGUCAACUUUUAAAUGUCCUCUCUGUUAUCAAUCGUUAUUUGGAUAUUAAAGAAGGUAAAAAGGUUGCUCCAAGAGUUGUCAUUUUCGGUGGUAAAGCUGCUCCAGGUUAUUACAUGGCAAAACUUAUCAUUAAAUUAAUCAACUCUGUAGCUGAUGUCGUUAAUAAUGAUCCAAAGGUUGGUGAUCUUCUCAAGGUUGUAUUCAUUCCAAACUAUUGUGUUUCAAAUGCUGAAAUUAUUAUUCCAGCUUCUGAUAUCUCUCAACAUAUUUCAACCGCUGGUACUGAAGCAUCUGGUACAAGUAAUAUGAAAUUCAGUAUGAAUGGUGGUCUUAUCAUUGGUACUUUGGAUGGUGCAAACAUUGAAAUUCGUGAUGCCAUUGGUCAUGAAAAUAUGUACAUCUUUGGUGCUCGUUCUGAAGAGGUCAACAAAGUAAAGAAAAUUAUUCAUGAUGGAAAAUUCACACCAGACACUAGAUGGGCUCGUGUUUUAACCGCUAUUAAAGAAGAUACUUUUGGUCCACAUGAACAAUUCCAAGAUAUUAUCAACUCUGUUAGUGGUGGCAAUGAUCAUUACAUUCUUAGUUAUGAUUUUGGUUCUUACUUGGAUAUUCAAAAUUCAAUUGAUCAAGAUUUCAAAGAUAGAGCUAAAUGGGCUAAAAAAUCAAUUAUGGCUUCAGUUUGUUGUGGUAAAUUCAGUUCAGAUAGAACCAUUAAAGAGUAUGCUCAACAAAUUUGGGGUAUUGAAGAAUGGAAGAGACCAGGUCCAGUUCCAGUUUCAAAUGAAGAAGCUCGUUCUUUAUUAGUUCCACCACCAUCUGGUUCACCAAAUGAUAUCAAUGCUAUCUCAAUUGAAAGAUUAUCACCUUUAACUUUUGUUAAACAAACUUCUGCUUCUCCAUUAUCUGUUAUCUCUGGUGGUGAUAAAACCAACAACACUUUAAAACCAAAACAAACUACAAAAGGUUUUAAUAUUGGUGGUCAACCAGGUAAUCCAACAAAUUAA